CUCAAGGGCGGUAUGAUUGAUGAUUGCGCUACAUGUUCUCAGCAUCUCUGAUCAUCGAGUCUUUUUAAGAAAUGAUAAGAAGAGCUUGAAUUCGUUUUCAAUACUUUUUUGGUACAUGUCUUAGAGGACUUCGCUAUUUAGUUCUCUGCUCAUUUCCGCACUCAGGCUAUUUCUAAAAUCGUGCACACAUCCCCCUUGUUUGCCGACGUUUUAGAACUACAUAUUUCAUGGGUACCCUACCAAAAAAGCAAGCCAUGAAAUCUGAUGGGCGGACGCUUAUGGACGAAGGUACGGACUACUACUCAGUAACGGCAUUCAAAAAGAUGAAUGCAUUUCGCAAGGAGGGGCAGCUCUGUGAUGUAGUUAUCAAAGCAGAGGGAAGAGAAUUUUUAGCUCACCGUGUAGUUUUGGCAGCUUCCAGCGACUAUUUCGACGCCAUGUUUUCCAGUGGGAUGGCUGAAUCAGCGCAGUUGGAAGUUGAACUCAAGUCCAUCACUCCUGAAAUAAUGGAUACCCUUCUAGAUUAUGUGUACACUGGUCAAGUUCGUGUAAGCAUGGCUAAUGUCCAAGAUCUUCUUCCAGCAGCAAGUCUUGUUCAGAUGGAGGGUGUUAAAGUUGCUUGCUCUAAUUUUCUCUUGACGGAAGUAGAUUCCACGAAUGUUCUUGGCAUCAGACGAUUUGCUGAACUGCAUAACUGUGUAGAAUUAGAAAAGUUUACACGAAACUUUGCAGCCUGUAAUUUUGAGUCAGUUGUUGACUCUGAGGAAUUCGUAUGCCUCACACCUGAGGAAUUGCUUGAUCUUAUUACAAGAGAAGAUUUACACAUUGACAAUGAAGAAUCUGUAUAUAACGCUGUUAUGCGCUGGGUAUAUCAUCAACCCAUUGAAAGGGUCGCGAAUCUUCCUUCUUUGCUUCGAAACAUUCGUCUUUCAGUUAUGUCAGUUCGUUUCCUCACAGAUGUUGUGGAUAAAGAUCGUCUUAUUCGACAAUCUCUCGAGUGUCGGGAUUUGGUAGAUGAUGCUAAACGGUUUCAUUUACGUCCAGAUUUACGCCAUGAAAUGCGUGAUCGAAGAUUUCGUCAGCGUGACGGUGGCAAUGAGUACUUAGUUGUCAUUGGUGGUUUCGGUUCUGAUCAGGACCCUUCGGAUUCCGUUGAAAUGUUUAACCCACGAACCUUAGAAUGGAACGAGUUACCUGAUUUACCGAUAAGUUACCGCUAUGUAGCAGCAUGUUCAUUGGGUACAUGUGUCUACGUGAUUGGUGGUUUUGAUGGAAAUGAAAGACUAAAUACCGUGUACUCUCUUGACAUCGCUCAAAGAGAAGAAGGUUGGCGUUUACUUACUCCAAUGCACUAUAAAAGAGGUCUGUCUGCUGCUUGUACAAACAAAGGUCUAAUCUAUGUCUGUGGUGGUUUCGAUGGUCAGUCGCGUCUUCGGUCCUUUGAAGUUUAUCAUCCGAAAAUUGACGAAUGGAGAAUUUUAGAAGAAAUGACUACAGCAAGAGAAGGUGCAGGUCUUGUUGUUGUAGAUGAUACACUUUACUGUUUAGGAGGUUAUGAUGGAUUCCACCUACUGAACAGCAUGGAAGCUUUUGAUCUUCAUUGUGGUACGUGGUCUGUUUGCAAACCAAUGUACAUGCGUCGGUCGGGAGCUGGUUGUGCUUUGUUGGGGGAUACUAUUUAUGUAUGUGGUGGUUAUGGUGGCGCUGAAGGCCGCGGUCCUUCACAUUUGGAUACUGUAGAAGCUUAUAAUACAUGGUUGGCUCAGUGGACUUUGGUUACGAGUAUGAAUGUCCCUCGUUGUUACGUUGGUGCUUGCCCAUUGGCUGGCAAGAUUUAUGUUGCUGCUGGAUAUAAUGGUAAUAGUCUACUGGAUACUGUGGAGUCGUACGAUCCAAUCGAAAAUACGUGGUGGCUACACGAAGAAAGUAGAAUGAAUCAUGAGCGAUGUGACACUGGUAUGUGUGUUGUACGAUUCCCAACAUGUUCUAUCAGUGAAGAUACUCUUACGCCAAUGCUAACAUCAAGAAACGUAAUGAACUCCAGUAAUAUUCAUUCAUCUCCAUCAGUUGUUUCAUCUGCUUCUGUUAAUUUUCACUCAGCAAUCAAUCAGUCAUCUACUUGGCAGCUAAACGAUUUUAACACAAAUCGAACUAAUAAUGUACGCAUAAACACACAGAUUUCUGUUGGUCACGCUAACCCAUCAUCAUUUCAGGGUAGUCCAUCAUCAUCCACUCGAAAUAUUCUGUCUUCGUCAGUCAGUGAACCCUUUCAUACUGGUUCGCAAUUUGGUUGUCCUUCUGCAAGUAUGAAUGUAUGUAAUGUUAAUUCUCAGUCUCCUGGAAAUUCUCACCUGUCUUCCACUCAUCGUAGAUCUAAUCGUCAAGUUCGUAGUCAUUCUUCACGACAGAAUAGUUUGUCGAAUACUGCUUCUGUUAAUGGGAGAGAAUUAAGAAACUCUAGACCACCAAGGCAUUUACUUUCGUUGACUGCAUCCAGUUUAUAUCCUGGUAAUAUAAAUAUUUGGAAUCCUAAAAGUAUGCGUUUACCAUAUGUUGCACAAGGAAUGCACAACCCCAGAAAUCAUAGAUCACUUGUUCCAUCCUUGUUGUGCAACCCGCAUAAUAGUUUACGCUGUAACACUACACCCAUAUCUCACUUAACCCAGCAGGUCGAGAAUCCAUUAUUAAAUCAUAAUGAAACUCUUAGCCAUACUUCAGAUAAUAUGCCUUCUUCCUCUGAGGAAUCUUAUAUCAUCCAAAAUAAUGAAUCUACUGUCAAUUCUGCAUUCGGUAUGAUGCAGCAAACCGACCAACUACUAGACAACUGCGGAAACGUUGACAUAAAUGAGUUAGCCUCUAAUCUUAAUGCUUCUCAUUUUGAUGCAUCAGCUGUUACUGGGUCUCACUUACCAGCAUCUCAGAGAAGCAGUUGCAGCAGUCCUACUUUGGUAUCUGACAUAAAUCAUUCUGCCCCUGAAUAUGGCUCUUCUGCAUCAUGUAAACAUGAUUUAUUUAGAUCCGUUGAUGCAAUUAACCGUCUUGGUUCAGAUAACGUUUUCUGGUCAAUAUCCAAUAUAUCGACAUUUUCUGUCAUAGAAAACCCUACUGCUAGUACUUUUUCAAAGGCCAUCACUUUUAAUGAGGACUCCUCUAAUAACGUAGUUAUUGGGACGCAAGCUGAUAAUAUUUCUGGGAGUGUUAAUUUAGAUAAUAUUCCUAGUAGAAACUAUGUUAGUUUGGUGGGCGAUUCACCUGAUGAACAAGAUCAUACUAAUGCGUUUGGUGAUGUUAGUCGAGAGCAUGGUGAUUUGGUCAAGUGUACUGAUCGUUCAAGUUACAAAACGCGCACGUUUAUGAACACUUUGAUAAAUAAACCAAGGGAACUUCAAUCAAAUCCAUGUGUUUUAUCUUCAAAUGAUUCUUCUGAAUUACCUUGUGAACAACCAUGUGAUAUCACUUUAGCAUCCAGUUAUUCAUGUAAUUCUUCAGCCUCCAUACCAAUUGCUAAAGUUAAGCCAUGUUCUUCAACAGUCGUGGAAGACUCAUGUACGACAACUUUAAAUGCACUACCUCCUUCCAUACGAAACACAUCUUCCAUUCAACAAGUAAAUGACCCAUCAAUCUGCCGUAACAAGCAAACAUUUGACCAACUAUGUCAGCGGUAUAGGCCUGUAAUGCCUCAUUCGUUUAAAACUGAUCCGAUAUGGCCCUUUAGAUAUAAUACUGAAUCCUGUCAGACUCAUGGUGCUCAAGAAGAUAGAAUAAUUACUUCGGCGAAUGAUCAGAAGGCCUCAUCUUCAUUAUGUGAAGUUAAUGACCAGGUAAGACCUUUACUAUUUUCCAUUUAUGAUAUGAAAUAUCACUCGUUUAGUACUAAAUUAUGUCGUCCAGAUUGUUACUACUACAAAAGCGUUUUAUUGUUAGAUUAGAUAAUAUAGUAUUAGUGUGACUCACCUUUUGUGUCAGUCAGUCAUAAAUAACACAGAACAUGACGCAUAUGUGAUGGGUUCAAGUUGCGACAUUAGUACAACGAGUCUUUUAUAUAUUGCCACGAUUGACUUAACUACUCCUAUGAAUCCGGUGUUCAUUUUGCUGUGCUAAUGCGGUGUGGCAACUUGGACCGAUGUAUAUAUGUGCCUGGUCCUACGUUGUAGCUGACUGACUGAGUACAGCGAGAUUAUCAAGGAUAAUAUUUGUCCGACCGCAGCUUUGCUCUCUAGCUAAGUACGUUAAUGGUUUAGUCGUUGUUUGUCAAGUUGAAGAUAAUGAUUGUUCUGUAUGUUUGACAAAUAAGGUCACUAAUCAACAUCAGUGUAAAUUGUAAGCAUUCAAAAGUACCUACUAUUUAUGUGCGAAAUGGCAAGAAAAUCAGAUUUCAGACUAAAUGAUUUCGUUGUACUUUCAUUAAACACGCUUUUUUUUAUUGUUUGCUUUCAAGAGAGUAAUCACCAUAGGGGAAACCUCUUUUGUUUUUGGUGUCAGCGAAUCAUCUCACGCGUAUUCUGAAUCAGAUGAUCUGCCAAUCAGAAACCAAUCAGAUAAUCCUAAUCAGACUGGUGUUUCUGUGAAACCAGAUGUUACGUGCACUACAUCAGUCGUUGAGUCCGUUCACUCAACAGGUGCUCCUGGAUGUAGUUCGUCAAAUUCUGAUGAUGCACUUGUAAACCAACCGCAUAGUUUGAUAGACAAUCCAUCUAAUUGUGGGCCUGAUAUAACAUUAUGUACAGUGGUUUGCAAUCCAGGUAACGUGGAUGACAGUCCAGAACCACAACCGGAUACAAGAUCAGAUGGUGAAGGAGAAGAAGGAGAUGACUUAGAUGUUGUCCUGAGGAAUCCUGCAGUUGGUCAGGUUGACGAUGAUUUAUGAUCUCAUAUCAUAUUUUUUGUGAAUUAUAUUCAUUUUUGUUAAUUUACUAUUGUCGUACAUGGUGUUUAUUGUAUCUAUCAUUCUUUAUUUGCUUAGUCAUUGUGUUAGUGUGACCAAAUAAUUCUGCAAACGUUUUCAGCCGUCACUUACACAUGAUCAUUUGUCUGUUUUGUUCCAAUUUUCCUUUUGAUUGAUUUUGAUGCAUCUUUAGUACGGUUUGUUUCUAAACCUUAUAUUUUCACAUUUGUAUAUUUUUCGUCACAACAAGGUGAUACUUGAUUUUCUUU
Schistosoma margrebowiei is the source of this 5154-nucleotide messenger RNA. The record is from the annotation of a GenBank genome assembly. Lineage: Eukaryota; Metazoa; Platyhelminthes; Trematoda; Strigeidida; Schistosomatidae.